Metarhizium brunneum ARSEF 3297 is the source of this 729-nucleotide messenger RNA. The record is from RefSeq and is a predicted model, not a curated record. NCBI's taxonomy places the organism in Eukaryota, Fungi, Ascomycota, Sordariomycetes, Hypocreales, Clavicipitaceae.
AUGAUGCCUCUGUCCAUGAAAUUGGCCGGCCUGGUCUGGUGUACCGCCCUACGAGCAGCUGGUUCGCCCGGACCGCUGGGAGUCGCGACGGCUUUUGAUGGUAUCAUCGCCACCAACGUGCCCACGUCGACAUCCACUUCCUCAAGUAGCACGUCCUCGAAGACCGUUUCAACGCCCAAGUCUACGCCUGCGACGACUACCACUACCACAACCCCCACCGCGAAGCCGAGCUGGACCGGCCCGACCGCCGUCAGCGAUCUCCCGCAGUGCGGUCAAACAUGCAUCAAUAACAUGCUAGCCAAGCACCGAGAGCUGGGCUGCGGUGACAAGGGCGUGGCCUGCAUGUGCCGCGCGCCCAACUUCAACUACGGCAUCCGCGACUGCGCCAACGGCGCCUGCAGCAACGAGGACCGGGCGAGUACCGUCAUCUCCUUUGAGACUUCGUACUGGUGUCCGUCAUUUAUGGCGACCGGCACCAACUCUCCGACGCAAACCCCUACGCCUACGCCUACGGCCACUUCCGACCUUCCUCCCUGCGGUGUAAGUGCAUAUGCGGCCCCGUUCCCCCGGGGAGAUGGGACUCUUGCUAACAAGGGGAUCCAGCAAACGUGCAUGAACAACAUGAUUGCCCAGUACUCGCAGCUAGGCUGUCGAUCGCUGGAUUCUGCGUGCCUCUGCAAGAACGCCAACUUUGGCUACGGCGUGAGAGAUUGUGCCAACGGCGCAUAG